UGAGUGGCGUUCUCCUUUUGAGAGCUCCGCCAUGGAAUAAACAGACCAGCCUCUCCUGUCUCUGCUCUGCUGUCCUCCUCCUGCUCGACCUCUCCAGGAACACAAAGGUGGAGGAAAGAAAAAGAGAAAAAGUGGUCCGGGGGUCUCACCGCGACCACACAGAGAACAGGAUUAUUACCAACAAUCAAAUAAUGAGCUGCUUUGUGGCAGACACACCGUCAGCCUGAAACAACCGGAGUGAGCGUCGAAAACCACUGAUAAGAUGGCGAACGACUCUCCAGCUAAAAGUCUGGUGGAUAUAGACCUCGCCUCUCUGCGGGACCCUGCUGGGAUCUUUGAGCUGGUGGAGGUGGUCGGUAACGGCACAUAUGGACAAGUAUACAAGGGUCGGCAUGUCAAAACUGGACAGUUGGCGGCCAUCAAGGUCAUGGACGUCACAGAGGAUGAAGAGGAAGAAAUUAAGUUGGAGAUUAAUAUGCUGAAGAAGUAUUCUCACCAUCGAAACAUUGCAACCUACUAUGGAGCAUUCAUCAAGAAGAGCCCUCCAGGCCAUGAUGACCAGCUCUGGCUGGUGAUGGAGUUCUGUGGUGCUGGCUCAAUCACUGACCUGGUGAAGAACACUAAAGGAAACUCGCUGAAGGAGGACUGGAUUGCAUAUAUCUCUAGAGAGAUUCUCAGGGGACUGGCUCACCUACAUGCCCAUCAUGUUAUUCACAGAGAUAUAAAAGGGCAGAAUGUACUUCUGACUGAAAAUGCAGAGGUCAAAUUGGUGGACUUUGGUGUGAGUGCCCAGCUCGACCGCACCGUUGGUCGCAGGAACACCUUCAUUGGCACUCCAUACUGGAUGGCACCUGAGGUCAUUGCCUGUGAUGAAAACCCUGAUGCUACCUAUGACUACAGGAGUGAUCUGUGGUCUUGUGGAAUCACGGCUAUAGAGAUGGCUGAGGGAGCACCACCACUGUGCGACAUGCACCCGAUGAGAGCACUCUUCCUUAUUCCCAGAAACCCUCCACCCAGACUCAAAUCCAAAAAAUGGUCCAAGAAAUUUUUUAGCUUUAUUGAAGGCUGCCUGGUAAAGAACUACACACAGAGGCCUCCUACAGACCAGCUGCUGAAGCACCCCUUCAUCCGGGACCAGCCCAACGAGAGACAAGUGCGCAUCCAGCUCAAAGACCACAUCGACCGUACUCGCAAGAAGAGAGGAGAGAAAGAUGAGACUGAGUAUGAAUACAGUGGUAGUGAGGAAGAGGAGGAGGAAGCCCCUGAGCAGGAAGGAGAGCCAAGCUCUAUUGUCAAUGUGCCGGGCGAGUCGACCCUGCGGCGGGACUUCAUCCGCCUCCAGCAGGAGAACAAGGAGCGUUCCGAGGCGCUGCGGAGGCAGCAGCUCCUACAAGAGCAGCAGCUCCGUGAGCAGGAGGAGUACAAGCGCCAACUGCUGGCCGAGCGGCAGAAGCGCAUUGAGCAGCAGAAGGAACAGAGGAGGAGGCUCGAGGAGCAACAACGGCGUGAGCGAGAGAUGCGGAGGCAGCAGGAAAGAGAGCAGAGGAGGCGCGAGCAAGAGGAGAAGAGGCGCCUGGAAGAGAUGGAGCGCAGGCGCAAAGAAGAGGAGGAGCGCAGAAGGGCUGAAGAGGAGAAGAGGAGAGCAGACCGCGAGCAGGAGUACAUCCGUCGCCAGCUGGAGGAGGAGCAAAGGCACCUAGAAAUACUACAGCAGCAACUUUUGCAUGAGCAAGCCAUGCUGCUGGAGUUUAAGUGGAGAGAGCUGGAGGAGCAGAGGCAGGCCGAGAGACUACAAAGACAGUUACAGCAGGAGCAGUCCUACCUGCUUUCUCUCCAACAACCCAGAAAUCCCCAACAGCAGCCUCAACCACAACAAGCAGAUAUGACUAGAAAUCCCCAGCAGACCCCAUCUUCAGCUCAGAGGAGCAAAUUUCCCCAGCAGCAACAGCAGCCUUUGGCUCAAAAGUGCAAAAAAAGUCCACCAAAGCAUCAAGACAAGAACAAAAACCAACAACCCCAUCAUUCAGUACCCCAAGACAGGUCUAGAAUUCCGCAGUUACAGCACUGUGCGGUAGACAGGACCAAAACUCCCCCAUUACCUCUCCAGUCCUCACAGGAUCGAAGCAGGAUUCCUCAGCUGCAGCAGAGCUUGCAAGAAAAAAACAGGAUCCUGCAACCUCAGCAGGCCGCCCAGUCAGACAAGGAGCUCCCAUCGGAAGCAAGUCGUGGAUCCGGCUUGCAGCAUAACCAAACACACAGGAGCCUCAACUCCCAGCCUCAGCAGCCCACCCAGGACGAGGGUCAAACCAUUCGAGUGCUUCCAACAGAAUCUCAGGGCUCUGCCCCCGACUUUGAGCCAGUCCGAGAGGCAGAUGAGCGGCACCGCAGGAACGUGCAGGGUUCUCCACAGGCUGCAGGGUCUCAGAAGCAGCCCCCUGCCGUGCCGCCAAGGGCUGAACCCUUUUCCAAUGGCAACGCCUCCGAGCAGGCCCAGCCUGCAAUGCAUCGGCCCAUGGAACCACAGGUUCCGGUAAGAACAACCUCUAGGUCACCCAUACUCUCUCGCCGAGAAUCCCCCCACCAAGGCAGCGUGCUGCAGGCUCAGAGGAAUUCUGGAAGUAACGCUGAACCACGAUUGCUAUGGGAACGUGUAGAGAGGAUGGGCCCUCGGCCCAGCAGUAGCAGCAGCUCAUCAGGGUCUAGUUCCACCUCCAGCAACUCCAACAGUGGAUCAGGAGAGAGAUUCAGACCACGCACCUCUUCUAAAUCUGAGAGUUCCCCGCAGUGGCCGGAGCAUACAUCCAAAAAAACUGAGGAGAAGAAGGAUUUGGCCCGGCCCGGGCAUGUGGUGGCUGAAGUGGAUUUGACAGCACUGGCCAAAGAGUUGCGUGCAGUGGAGGACGUACGGCCACCCCACAAGGUCACGGACUAUUCUUCCUCUAGCGAUGACUCUGGAACUACUGACGAUGAGGAUGACGAAGAAGUGGAUCAGGAGGGAGGAGAGGAAUCCACUUCAGGCCCAGAGGACUCACGGGGGGGCUCAUCCAGACUAAGCAAUGGCGAGACGGAGUCAGUGAAGACAAUGGUUGUCCAUGAAGAUGGUGACGAUGCCUCUUUCACCCAAUGCAAAGAUAGCACGCUAGUCGUCCGACAGAGCUCAGGGGAUGUAAAAAAACGGCCAGUGCCAGGGUCAGGCUUUGGUCUCCCCACUGGUGCAGUCCUGCAGGGGAUCCAGGACCGGAAUGACUUUUCAGGCCGAAUUCAUCUCUUGCCUGACCUGCUCCAGCAGAGUCAGCCCUCGCCCCCUUCUUCCUGCCCCUCUACCCCCUCCUCCUCCUCAUACCACAGCAGCCCUACCUUGUCCCCCCUCAUGCCCCUGGACAGGUCGCCCUGCCCUAUGGAGUCCCAGUCCACCACAAUGCAGAAGCACAAGUCCUCCUCUUCCUUCACUCCCUUCAUUGACCCACGCCUGCUCCAGAUCUCUCCGUCUACUGGCAGUGCCCUCAACAAUGUUGGUUAUGGGAAUGACGCACGGCUGCAGGAGGCCCUGAGGCAGGAUGCAUCUCGUAAGGGCUCAGUGGUUAACGUCAACCCUGUGAACACCAGGCCACAGAGCGACACGCCUGAGAUCCGCAAAUACAAGAAGAGGUUCAACUCGGAAAUCCUGUGUGCUGCUCUCUGGGGUGUGAAUUUGUUGGUCGGCACAGAGAGCGGUCUGAUGUUACUUGACCGUAGUGGUCAGGGGAAGGUCUAUCCCCUCAUCAACCGUAGGCGCUUUCAACAAAUGGAUGUCCUGGAAGGCCUUAAUGUGCUAGUGACCAUAUCAGGGAAAAAGAACAAGUUGCGGGUGUACUACCUGUCCUGGCUGAGGAACAAGAUUCUCCACAAUGACCCUGAGGUGGAGAAGAAGCAGGGCUGGACCACUGUAGGGGACCUGGAGGGGUGCGUCCACUACAAAGUCGUGAAAUAUGAGAGGAUCAAGUUUCUCGUUCUUGCUCUGAAGAACUCUGUGGAGGUGUAUGCUUGGGCUCCGAAGCCCUACCAUAAGUUCAUGGCUUUUAAGUCAUUUGGUGACCUGGUACACAAGCCUCUCCUGGUUGACCUGACAGUGGAGGAAGGCCAGAGGUUAAAGGUCAUCUAUGGAUCCUGCUCAGGGUUCCAUGCUGUGGAUGUGGACUCAGGAGCUGUGUACGACAUCUAUCUGCCCACUCACAUCCAGACAAGUAUUCAGUCCCAUGCCAUCAUCAUUCUGCCAAACACAGAUGGUAUAGAGCUUCUAGUGUGUUACGAGGACGAGGGGGUGUACGUCAACACUUACGGCCGUAUCACAAAAGACGUGGUGCUACAGUGGGGAGAGAUGCCUACCUCUGUGGCAUACAUUCGCUCCAACCAGAUUAUGGGCUGGGGAGAGAAGGCCAUUGAGAUUCGUUCUGUAGAGACUGGCCACCUGGAUGGAGUCUUCAUGCAUAAGAGGGCUCAAAGGCUCAAGUUCCUGUGUGAACGGAACGACAAGGUUUUCUUUGCAUCGGUGCGUUCCGGAGGUUCCAGCCAGGUGUACUUUAUGACCCUGGGGCGAACCUCCUUACUCAGCUGGUAAACAACAAGUCCUCUUCAUGUUGCUAUGACGUCAGCAUAGAAAAGAAAUACAACCACCGUGAAUUGAACGAUGACUGGAGUUCCCCAAUGUGAUGAGCAGAAGCUGUGCUAAACGAAUGGCUUUCGUUGCAAGACAACCUGAGAAGCUGUAUAGAAAUUUCAACUUAGAUGAUUACACAAAAAAGCAAAGAAAAAAAAAAAACAGGAGC
Colossoma macropomum (tambaqui) is the source of this 4805-nucleotide messenger RNA. It is a transcript of the gene map4k4, whose product is annotated as mitogen-activated protein kinase kinase kinase kinase 4. The transcript is spliced from 32 exons. The record is from RefSeq and is a predicted model, not a curated record. Gene Ontology annotation, molecular function: ATP binding; protein kinase activity. Gene Ontology annotation, biological process: protein phosphorylation. Bases 263 to 4597 code for a protein of 1444 amino acids. NCBI's taxonomy places the organism in Eukaryota, Metazoa, Chordata, Actinopteri, Characiformes, Serrasalmidae.